AUGGUUUCAAAACCCAAGCGAUUUGCUACUUCAGCAGCAAGAAAGGCAGCUGCACGCGUGCGUGUAGCCGGAGAGAGUACUUCUCACACCUCAGCAGCAGAUGAUUCGUCGCCUGCUUCUGUGAACAGUUCAUGUGGUGAGUCACCACGUGCGACAUGUACAUCUGCUGCGUCUGCAGCGGGUACCGCGAAUCGUAAUCCAGAUGAGUCUGAAAUAGAGCUCAUCUAUUCUGGCGAGUCGGAUGAUGUAUUCGACUCGAAGGCGACACCUCACGCUUCCGGAUCACCCGGGGCGGACACUGCAAGAGACAGGUUGACUGGCUCUGGUCUACGUGGCGGCAUCAUGCUCGAUAUCUUCGGAUCGAGCGAUUGUUCCGACGAAUCCUCUCCUCACGCGAGUCCAUUCCACAAUACGACGCGUGUGGAGGGUGUUGAUACACUCAUACAUCACCACGAGGAAAGCAACUCGAGGGAUCGAGCUGUCACUGGUGUCAGUGCUCAUGCUGACACAAAUUAA
Molecule: messenger RNA, 516 nt
Organism: Peronospora matthiolae
Lineage: Eukaryota; Oomycota; Peronosporomycetes; Peronosporales; Peronosporaceae
Source: the annotation of a GenBank genome assembly